Girardinichthys multiradiatus is the source of this 883-nucleotide messenger RNA. RefSeq names its product mitochondrial ribosomal protein L21 (gene mrpl21). The transcript has a single exon. Gene Ontology annotation, cellular component: mitochondrial large ribosomal subunit; ribosome. Gene Ontology annotation, molecular function: structural constituent of ribosome. The record is from RefSeq and is a predicted model, not a curated record. NCBI's taxonomy places the organism in Eukaryota, Metazoa, Chordata, Actinopteri, Cyprinodontiformes, Goodeidae. The coding region runs from base 35 to 622 and encodes 195 amino acids.
AUGCGCUGUGAAAACAGGUUUACUUCCUGUCAAGAUGGCGGUGAGCAGCGGGUUUGCUGCCCUGUGGAGGACAAGCAGCUUUAAGUUACCGCUGAACCCUCUCCUGUUCCCGUCUGCGGCCCGAGCACAAAGCUCUGUAAGCGGUGGCCUGCUGCCUCAGACCUCGCUGUCCAGACCUCCUUGGGCGGAGCACACUAGCAUACUGCCAGCGGAGGAGGAGCGCAGCAGACAUGCCGCCGUGGUGAGCACCGUGAACGAGCGGAUCCAGAGGCAGGACUUCGGCCGACUGUUCGCUGUGGUGCAUUUCGCAAGUCGCCAGUGGAAGGUCACUAACGAAGACCUGAUCCUGAUCGAGAACCACAUCGAGGCAGAGUGCGGAGAUCGGAUCUACUUGGAGAAAGUGCUCCUCGUUGGGGCGGAGGACUUCACUCUUGUCGGUAGGCCUCUCCUCGGGAAGGAGUUGACGAGGGUCAAAGCCACUGUGAUCGAAAAGACCGAAUCUUGGCCCAAAGUUCACAUGGUGUUCUGGAAAAGACACCGGUUCCAGCGCAAGAAGAUCAUCGUGCAGCCACAAACUGUCCUGAGAAUCAACAGCAUCGAGCUGUACCCCCGGCUGUCAUGAUCCAGACGGGGUUAUUUCAGACCGACUGUUCCCAAUGAGACUGUCAGUGGACCUUUUCUGGAUGUGUUGUAACUGAAACAAACCUGGAAUGUUCCGAGCAUGGAUGGUUCAGUGGGCUGACGCAUGUAAACAAACUUUAGCAAGGCAGGAAUUGUUUAUAUGGUAUAUUAAAAGUUGCCCUUUCUGGAUGCAAUCAAAAAUCUGGUCUAUUUUCUAAGUUUAAAACUGUGAUAGCUGACACUACAUAAAGCUUCAUAUUCA